Heterobilharzia americana is the source of this 5034-nucleotide messenger RNA. NCBI's taxonomy places the organism in Eukaryota, Metazoa, Platyhelminthes, Trematoda, Strigeidida, Schistosomatidae. The record is from the annotation of a GenBank genome assembly.
AAAACACACAGAAAUAAUUGAGCAUUCAAAGAAUCUUAUUUCUAAUAAUUUUUAAAUAAUGUUGACUACAUUAAAGAGUAAGGGGGAAAUUUUACAGUUCAAUGUUCAAUGCAAAAGACUGGUUUAAUGUCUGCCAUUUUAUAUUCCUAAUGAAAAUAGUAACCAAAAUAAUUUACUCUCAUUUGUACUAAGCAAUCAUACUGAAAAGUAGAUUUUGUACAUGUCUGAUCAGUUACCCAAUAAACUAAUAAAUCAAUUCAAUUGACAUUUAUAUUAAUAAAUAACCCGUCGAAUGAAAACAUUCUGAGAUGAUGGAAUCAAGAACUGAUACAGAUAUAAAUCCGAUAAAUUAUUCAAAUUAUUCUUCAGAUUCAAUGAAUUUUCUUCAUUCAAACAAUAACAGUAAUAUUUCUUGGUAUCCCUGCUCAACGUUAUCAAUAUCUACGUGUUCUUCAGUCCAACUGUCUACCACGACAACUACAACAGAGACUACACCAAAUGAUAUCCCAGAUCUUAAUAAACGAUUACAGAAUUCAUCUCCUUCAUCUAUAUGGUACACUAAUACACCAGUUAAUGAAUUAUGGUCAAAUUUUGGACAUUAUGAAGAAUCAUUUGGUAAAAUGAAUUCACAAUAUGAUGUUUACCGCCAACAGCAUCAUAAUCACUUACCUAAUGGAUUACAUCAUCAACACGAUAAUCAAUUACAACAGAAAUCAAUAGACAGAUCAAAUGAUUAUAUCCAAUCAAUUGAUAAUCCUCGUGGUUUAAUACAAACAUCAUCACCAUUAUCCUUAUCGACAAUAACGUCUAGAGUAACUUUGAAUACUGACGAAGUUAAUGAUGUUGGUAAAUAUAGUCAAGACGAUCAAUACUUUGCUAAUCACCCUGUCAAUAUGAAUAGUAACAAUAAUAACAAUAAUAAUACUAAUCAAAUAACGUCUGAUGCAGAGGUGUUUCGUCAAUAUGCUAGUAAUAUUACCGUUAAUAGUGAUGAUAAGUCAUUUCAGAGUCAUGAGAGUUUGACAUGUUUACCAACAAGUCCAAGAAGCUAUGUGAAUGAGUCUCAGUUAUGCAUAGGACAGUUAGACACAGAACUUCUCCAUAUGCACCAUGGUUAUCUACAGCAGCCUCCUCCUCCGCCACCACCUAUGACCUUUCAAUAUUUACAUUCCCCAUCGUUAAAUUGUAUUCCAUUACAUCGUCAUAAUGAAUACUCUCAGUUUCAACUAUCACAUCAUUGUGUUUCAGCAUUGAAUCAAAAUGAAAUGGAUCAUAGACUGUCACCAACGCCAACGCCAAAGCCAAGGCCAACAACAACAACAACCACAGUACUGACAGCAACAUCAACAACUUCCUCGAAAGGCUGUACAGUACCCUUACCUGUACCAUCUAUGAUCUAUCAACAUCAACAACAAUUACAACAGAUCAAUAAUAAUCAUUCAAAUUUCUUACAGAAUUCAACUAAUCAAUCAAAACAAUCAUGUCAUGCUAAACCACCUUAUUCAUAUAUCAGUUUAAUUACAAUGGCGAUACAAAAUUCUUCAACACGUAUGUGUACAUUAUCAGAAAUUUAUCAAUUCAUUAUUGAUUUAUUCCCAUACUAUCGACAACAUCAACAAAGAUGGCAAAAUUCAAUUAGGCAUUCAUUAUCAUUUAAUGAUUGUUUUGUUAAAGUUUCACGUAGUCCAGAUAAACCUGGUAAAGGUUCCUAUUGGACAUUACAUCCAGAUUCUGGGAAUAUGUUUGAAAAUGGAUGUUAUUUAAGACGACAAAAACGCUUUAAAGAUCCUAAACGUGAAAUGGGUCAUCGUAGUCAACGUAAUACUGCUGCUACAGCUACUGCUGCUGGUGGUAUUACAAGUACACUGACAUCGACAUCAAUAAUAAAGGGUAAUCUAGAUACUACGCAUACAUCAAGUAUUCGUACCAAUAAUAACAGUAAUGCUUAUUCCAAUGUAGUGGGAAAUAUACUACAUCCUAUUGGUGAACAUUUAUUACUUCCAUCCGGUGUGAAACGUGCUUAUUCUAAAGCAGAAUUUAAUCGUUUACCAAAUACUCGAAAUGAUGAUCCUUUGUUACACAAUAGAAUAAAAUCAUUUCCUGUCAAUAUGUCUACAGGUGACAGCAAUGACUUUGAUGAAGACGAGGAUACUGGCGUUCAUCAAGAUGAUGAUGAUGAAGGUGAUGAUGAUGUAGAUGACGAGGAAAUCGAUGAAGAAGAUGACGAUGGAGAAGAAGAAGAAGAAGGUGAAGAAGUUAACGGUCACAACUUCAACACCAACAACGAUUUCAACCUGAAUAAUAAUAAUAAUAAUAAUAGUCAUAACAAUAAAAGGCUAGAAGGGAACUCAGUAGAUAAGCCCAAUCACUAUUAUCCUCAACAUUCUAAUCAAUUUUCUGUUGAUUUAAAACAAUGUUCAAGUAAUCGACAACACUAUUUAAACAAAGAGUUUACUCAAGAAGUUAUUGAAAAGUCGUUGAGUAAAUUUAAACCAUCUCAAUUGUUUCUAUUAAGUCCAUAUGAUAGUUGUGAGUCGACAAAGUACAUUACAGAUAUUAUAUAUCCAGAAAGUAAUUAUGAACAUUCAAGGAAUUUUGACGAUUAUUCGCAUCAGUCUCUUCCGCAUAAUUGUCAUAUUCAACAGAUGAAUAAUUAUGCCGAGAAAGUCAAUUUUCAGCACCCUAUAGAAAAUACUACUUGUGUCAACCCCAUCAAUAGUAGUAGUAGUAGUAAUGGUACUAGGAUCCACUCGGAAACAGAUUUAUACAAUCCUGUCUCAUACUCAUCAACAUCACCAAUAAAUGCUAAAAACAAGUCACUGACAGAUUACUUAACAACUGGUUGUAUCAAUAAUAAUGGAAUAACUAAUCCUCAUCAUUACUUUCCAUCAGUUUCAUCCGGUUCCUCAUUAUCUUCAUCAGCUGCUUUUCACUCUAAUUCGGCAAUGAAUUUAAUGCCUGAGUUAUAUUAUUCUGAUAACGAAUUUAGCGCUCAUCGGUAUGUUACAUCCUACAAUUCGUCGAAAUGUACACAUAUUUCAAGUAUACUUACUAAUAAUACUACUACUAAUAUGCCUAUUAGUAGUAGUAGUGAGAGCAAUGAUAUAAAAUUUUCAGGUAAUUCAAGCAUAAUACCAACAACUGAAAAAUACGGUACAACGAAUGAUAAUUACUAUGGGGGUACUCAGCAACAAUGUACAAUCGGUAAUGAACAACAAAUUGAUCAACAGUAUCAUUUCAGCCAAUAUUCUACCCAUCAGGAUCUCGUUAUACCACAGUCGGCAAGAACAACUAACACACUGACAAAUAUACCAUUACAGCUUAAUCAAACCUACCAACAUUUAUCACUUAUUCAGUCACUAGACGAUAGUCAAUACAUCUCAAGUAGUGAAAUACCUCUGGCCAAUACAAAUAUUUCAUGUAAUACAACUAAUAUACUUUCAUCUUCAUUACUGACACCAUCAUUAUCAUGUUUAUCACUGUCAACACCAUCAUCAUCAUCUUUCGGCAUAUCUUCUUCUUCAUCAUCAAUACCAAAAGUGAAUACUCUAGCUGAAAUUCCUUCAUCAACGUCCACCGUUUCAUCAACUUCAACACUUUUGUCAAUAGCAACAGAAUCAACAAAUCCACUUUAUACUACAUCUAAAUCAUUUCAACAUUUUCAUUUAAAAACAUUAGAAUCUAAUGUAUGGACUACAAAUUACUUAAAUUUAUCAAUAGAAAACACCGAAAAACAGUUAAAAUAUCUCGAAGAAGGUGAAAAAUUUCAAAACAUUGAACAUUUAACGGUUCAAUGUGUCAAUAGUGAUAAGAAGAUGACAAAUAAAAAUCAUGUAGAAGAAGAUGAAAAAGAUGAAGGUGAAGUUGAAUGUGAAAAUGAUGCUGAAGAUGAUGGUGAAUAUGAAAAUGAAGCAUUAAAUCGUUCGGAAGCCUUCAAUAAAACCUUUUCAAUUGAUCAUUUAAUGCAUUUUCAAAAUCCUGAUCUAGAUAUAACCAAUACAACAAAUACAUUGAUACAAUAUGCUACAAAAACAGAUAUAUCUCUGUUUGAAAGGCUAAGAAAUUCAACAUUUCGAUUAAAUGAUCUUAAUGACAAUAAUUCGACAAUAUCUAUUCACGGGAGAUGAUUAUAUAUGUGGUCCCUGUUAUACUGGAAUUCAAUAGAAGCUAUGAAUAGAGUGUUGAAACAGUUAUACAACUCAAGAAUCUCAAAAUUGGCAAUCUUUUCUCAGAAUCUGAAGCUAAGACAUUAAGUGAAGUUCAAUAAACCUGUAUCUUCAUUCUUCAGUCACCCUCCACGGUAUAUAUACAAAUAGAGAUUUAUUACAUAAUAUCAUUUUUUAUGCAUAGAUAUUCAGAUUAAUUUAACAUGCUCAGUAAUAAUCAUGUUAUAAUCAAAAUGUCAUUUUCCAUGUUAUUUCUUCUUUUGAAUUUCAUUACAUACAGAGAUUUCUUCUCAUUGUUGACUUGUACAACAAUUGAUUCACUUCUCCUAUCGAAUUGAAUAAAACAGUGUAACUUGAGCUUAACAUAAACUUCAUUAUUCUUUCUGAUUUUCUAACUCUUUACAGCCUUAUUGAUAUAAUGUAAACAACCAUUCUUCUCAUCUAUUCUUUUCAAUUAUCCAUUUCCUUACGAAAUCUAUCCAUAUUAUUACUAAAUAUGUACAGAAAAGUUUACAUUUAUUAAUGAAUGUUUAUAUAUUUUUAUUUGUUCAUUUACAAAAUGUAAAAUUGUGAAAUAUUACUCAUAGGUUAAACAGUUGACCAAAUUUAAAUUUAUUUCUACUGACAUAUUAUCAAUACAAUUGUUUAAAAGUAUGCUAUCAAGUAACCUUGAUAGUCGUUUUAAUCAUGCUUCCAAGGUCAAUGUCUAAUAUAUAACAGAAUAGAAGGAAAAAGCUGCUACGUUUUGAAUUGUGAAUUUUUUCUAAACACCUUAAUCUUUCAAAUUGAAAAUUGUUGUUCAUGAAAAUUUUUACUGCUUUACUAGACACGUUUAUUGAAAUAGUAGAAAAGUACUAAAAACAUGUGG